AUGAUGUUCUCUCGGCUGUUUUUCUCGUGUUUUCUCAGUUUUAACCUACUGGUUGGAACCACAUUGGUGUCGGCCCAUCGUCCCGCUACAACAAGGGCCAGCUGCGAUGAAGACUAUGGAUCAUCCGCUACAGCCAUGCCACUGGCAGAUCCUACCAUUUCCUGGGCUUUCAAGCAUUAUCUGGACUGUACCCACCGUGCCGUAUGGAUUGAAGUGACAAACGAGACACCCAAUCAACCCUUUUACGUGGGCGUGGGUAUUCCUACACAAGAUCGAUUUGCCGACGUUCGUGCCGAUGCCUUGAUCAUUGGGCCUGGAUUGCCACAACUGACUGCCGACGAAUGGGAGCAAGUACCGCUGGAGGUUCGCAACGAUCCCGUUUGGAAUAGCGGGAGCAAUAUUGGAGCCUACUUUCAAUCCUCUCCUCAGGAUCAAUCCACUUGUGAUCACUUGGGAACCGUCAUGCGACGAGCCAGUAGGGUUGUAGGUGGACGGUGUGAUUUCUAUGAACCCUUUGGAGGAUCUCACAGCUGGAGAGUGUUGGAUGCAGACGACAAUAUCCUUGUCGAAGGCAACGGUGCUGCGUACCAUGUGGCUGUCUUUCUCCAGCAGGACACAUCCUCCAAGCUAGGCAUUGCCUUGGGAACCUGGGUAGAAAACUUCUGGACUCGGUACGACAUUGAUACACCAGGUUGCAACCGAGACAUGAGAGAUUAUUCCGAGAAAAGAGGUUCGCAAGAGGAGUGUUUCCCAGUGGUCAGCUGUCCUACGGCACAAAGGCCCAUUGGUUGCGAAGAAGUAGCGUUUGACCCAUCCCAAGAGAUUUGCGAAAUGGGAGAGGUGUGUGACAGCUCUCUCGUUGAGCCCUGUGUCACGGCUGGUGUCAGCUACGAGGCACCGACCAAGGGUGCUUGUGGUGGAGAAUUGUGCUCUGCAGCCGUGCAAACCUGGGAAGCAAUCAACGCGAAGAUGCACCAUGGCAUGAUGGAUAUCGAGUACACCGGCAUCCCCGACAUUGACUUUGUGCGCGGAAUGAUCCCACAUCACAUGGGAGCGGUGGAUAUGUGCGAUGGUCUAUUGCAGAAUUUGACCUGCACAGUAAUCGAGGAAACGGACAAUCUAGAAGGGUUGGUUCAUUUCUGCAAUCAUGUAAAGCUCGAACAGGAAAUUGAGGUGGGUGGAAUGAGACGUUGGCUGCAGCUACAAGGUCUGGCGGAAUUGGCUUCAUGCGGCUCCGACACGGGCAUGGCCGGAAUGAUGCGACAGGACCCGGCUGGAGAUCACGCGAUGGGUGGAGAUCAUGGCAUGGGCGGAGAUCACGAUCACGGGAUGGGUGGAGCGAUGAUGAUGCCGGAAUCUUGCGGCAAUUUGACGGCGCCUUCUUCUGAGAAGUUCAUCGAAGUCAAUCACAAGAUGCAUGACCUCAUGGCGAUAUCCUACUCGUGUGAUCAUUCCACAGACUUUGUUCGUAUGAUGUUGCCACAUCAUGCAUCGGCUGUGGUCAUGUGCGAUAUUCUCGUAGAGACCAGCCAGGACGAAUAUUUGAUUGACUUGUGUGACAACAUCACUAUUACGCAACGGGCAGAAAUCGCCUGGAUGAACGAGUGGCUCAUGGCACGAGAUUUUGCCCCCACGGCACCCUGCCACGAUUGCAGCAACACUGACGUAAUUCCCUCCACCAACCUCGAGGUGGGGCGGGCCGGUGAAAUUGACACUCACAGCAUGUCCUUCAUGCCAUGUGAAGAUAUUCUGUCAACUUCGAGCUUCUGCCACGGCAUCGAUGGAGUUCAAGAUGGAUAUUGCCGCUGCGAUCAAGAAACAUUCGAUGCUAAUGGCUACAGUUGCAACGAGGCCACAUGGGUAGAUGGCAUUGGGAUGUUCGUACCUUCCGUUUAUUGCAAGCGCAGUUGUGGUCUUUGCCCCAGCGGUAGCAGGCCACUGUGGGCAGAGCCCGAGGGAUGUGAACUCGAUGGCGCAGAACACAUGGGACACAUGAGCAACGCUUUAUUAAGCACAGAAGACAAGGCAGCGGAGGUUGAAAACGGCGACAAGCUUGCCGCAAGUGGAGAAAGCUCUGGUUGUAUAGGCGUCACGUCCAGUUUGCUCUGGGUUCUGUCAGCUGUGGCACUUGCCUUCUGCGGCGUGUAG
Seminavis robusta is the source of this 2148-nucleotide messenger RNA. Lineage: Eukaryota; Bacillariophyta; Bacillariophyceae; Naviculales; Naviculaceae. The record is from the annotation of a GenBank genome assembly.